AAAUAUACGUCUGUCACAGUUAACGGCAAAGCCUAGGGCAAGAGUUCUACGCCCAAGAUGGCCAGCCGGAAGCGGGCUUCUCGCGACCAUGUGGCGAAGCCCCAUUCGUCAGCUGGCCGCCCGCGGCCCUGGUACCCGGUCACCUCUCUGAUCUGCGCAUGUGCUGGGCUACGCCCGGGCGCAAGCGCCAAGAGCGGCUGCGUCUAUGGUCAUGACGUCUGACAGAGCGUCCACCCGUCUUCGACAGGACUCUAUGGUUCUUACGCGCGCAGACAGACCGCCUAUAUAAGCCAUGCGCAGGCGGAGGAGCGCCUCUUUCCCUUCGGUGUGGUGACCACUGAAGAUCCUGGUGUCGCCAUGGGCCGCCGCCCCGCCCGUUGUUACCGGUAUUGUAAGAACAAGCCGUACCCAAAGUCUCGCUUCUGCCGAGGUGUCCCUGAUGCCAAGAUUCGCAUUUUUGACCUGGGGCGGAAAAAGGCAAAAGUGGAUGAGUUUCCGCUUUGUGGCCACAUGGUGUCAGAUGAAUAUGAGCAGCUGUCCUCUGAAGCCCUGGAGGCUGCCCGAAUUUGUGCCAAUAAGUACAUGGUAAAAAGUUGUGGCAAAGAUGGCUUCCAUAUCCGGGUGCGGCUCCACCCCUUCCACGUCAUCCGCAUCAACAAGAUGUUGUCCUGUGCUGGGGCUGACAGGCUCCAAACAGGCAUGCGAGGUGCCUUUGGAAAGCCCCAGGGCACUGUGGCCAGGGUUCACAUUGGCCAAGUUAUCAUGUCCAUCCGCACCAAGCUGCAGAACAAGGAGCAUGUGAUUGAGGCCCUGCGCAGGGCCAAGUUCAAGUUUCCUGGCCGCCAGAAGAUCCACAUCUCAAAGAAGUGGGGCUUCACCAAGUUCAAUGCUGAUGAAUUUGAAGACAUGGUGGCUGAAAAGCGGCUCAUCCCAGAUGGCUGUGGGGUCAAGUACAUCCCCAGUCGUGGCCCUCUGGACAAGUGGCGGGCCCUGCACUCAUGAGGGCUUCCAAUGUGCUGCCCCCCUCUUAAUACUCACCAAUAAAUUCUACUUCCUGUCCACCUAUGUCUUUGUAUCUACAUUCUUGACGGGGAAGGAACUUCCUCUGGGAACCUUUGGGUCAUUGCCCUUUCACUUCAGAAACAGGUUGACAACUCAGCCCUGCUCAUGAGGCAGCAAACCCUGCAAAGGGCUGGGACUGGUGGCCUUAUGUCAGUUGUCUACUCUGGAGCUUGACUUGGACCUCCCCAGGUCCUAGGCAGUAGGUUGAAAAACACUGAAGUGCUUUUCAUGAAGCACAGCUGCAGCAAAGCCUUGCAAUCCCAGGCUGGGGUCAGCCUACAGUUGUGUUGCUUAUUACAACACAUGCGGACCAAGAGGGGCUUGUGGGCUAGAGGCUGACCAGCAGCGUUUAUUUAGCAAGGGUAGGUGUGCAUCACAUUGGGCUUGUUCUCACCCAUCUGGUUUGGCCAUUCCUCCUUGGUGGGAAUCAUCCAGGUACUGCUGAGGUCACCUGCGAUUUGCCCCAUUUCCUAUCUCUAGCAACCUCCUGGGCCCCAUGCCCCCACCCCUUCUAGAACCUGCAUUCCCAGGGCCUUCACCACCUGACCAAAGGUCUAGGCUAACCUUUGGUCAUUUGUAACAAGACCUCGGAACAGACACGUGUGUGGCAUGGUUUGGCCUGGGGAUCUUAGAUGUCUGACCUGAACUAUUGUAGAACAGCGCUGGCUUUUGGGGGAGCAGCAAAAAUGAGAGGAGUGCUAGGUGGGUGGCCUGAGCAUCUGUAUCCAGGGACAGGACUCCAAAGGCUUUUGGUCCCAGAGCUGGGGUAUGUUGGCCCCAGCCCCCAGCCUGUGGCUCCCAAAAGGCCUCUGGUUUUUUGUAAUCUCAGUUUACAGCCAUUUCUUAGGUUUUUAAUUACCUUUAUUUUAUUUUGCCAAACAUACCUGGGAAUACCUUUUAUUUUUUUUUUACCUUGGGGUGAUGGUUCCAAACCAUAAAUGUGAUUAUAGUUAACACAUGACCCUUCUAGCGUCCCAGCCAGUGUUUUUCCUGACCUCUCUUCUUUGGAGAGGAGGAUGGAAGGGAGGGGUCCGGCAUGCUGCUGGCAUUUUGCUGUGUCCUGCAGCCCCUUUCCGGGACACCUGGGUUCACACAGCUUUUUAGCUUACAUAACUGGUGCAGAUUUUCUGUGUGGAGAUGUUGCCUUGACCAGCCUUGGCUGGACUUUACCAGGCAUGCAGAAGCCUGUACCAACACAGACUACAGCACCCAGGAGGUGCGAGUGUGGCUGCUCAGCGGUUAUAACAGGCCUGACUGCAUUGUUCACCGGAUUAUAAUGAGCCAAAAUGUUUCCCGGUGUUUGCUGGUUUCAGGGAAGGAGUUUGAUAUAGCAGAUUAACCACCCUCCUUGUAGCUAUUGGGGCUUAAUGGUUUCCUGGUGAUUCUUACCAAUCCACAAUAAACAUGGCCCAUUGGCAUAUCUGC
Molecule: messenger RNA, 2487 nt
Organism: Homo sapiens (human)
Lineage: Eukaryota; Metazoa; Chordata; Mammalia; Primates; Hominidae
Gene: RPL10
Product: ribosomal protein L10
Exons: 7
Coding region: 358-1002 (214 amino acids)
Biological process (GO): translation; regulation of translation
Cellular component (GO): ribosome; cytoplasm
Molecular function (GO): structural constituent of ribosome
Source: RefSeq, marked reviewed